Molecule: messenger RNA, 3249 nt
Organism: Taeniopygia guttata (zebra finch)
Lineage: Eukaryota; Metazoa; Chordata; Aves; Passeriformes; Estrildidae
Gene: THOC3
Product: THO complex subunit 3
Biological process (GO): mRNA export from nucleus
Cellular component (GO): THO complex part of transcription export complex
Molecular function (GO): protein binding
Source: RefSeq, a predicted model, not a curated record
GGGGCGGGGCGGGGCGGCGGUGCCGGCGGCGGCGGGCCCGCCAUGGCGCUGUCGCCCUACGUGCAGGCCAUGCAGGAGCUGUUCCGCGCCAACACGCGGAGCCGCGAGUUCCCGGCGCACGGCGCCAAGGUGCACUCGGUGGCCUGGAGCUGCUGCGGCCGCCGCCUCGCCUCCGGCUCCUUCGACAAGACCGCCAGCGUCUUCCUGCUGGAGAAGGACCGGCUGGUGAAGGAGAACAACUACCGGGGCCACGGGGACAGCGUGGAUCAGCUCUGCUGGCACCCCAGCAACCCUGACCUGUUUGUCACAGCGUCAGGGGACAAAACCAUCCGCAUCUGGGAUGUCCGCACCACCAAGUGCAUCGCCACUGUCAACACCAAAGGUGAGAACAUCAACAUCUGCUGGAGCCCUGAUGGACAGACCAUUGCUGUGGGGAACAAGGAUGACGUGGUCACCUUCAUUGAUGCCAAGACACAUCGCUCCAAAGCUGAGGAACAGUUCAAGUUUGAGGUGAACGAGAUCUCCUGGAACAACGAUAACAACAUGUUCUUCCUCACCAAUGGCAAUGGCUGCAUCAACAUCCUCAGCUACCCAGAGCUGAAACCCAUCCAGUCCAUCAACGCCCAUCCUUCCAACUGCAUCUGCAUCAAGUUCGAUCCCAUGGGGAAGUACUUUGCCACAGGCAGUGCUGACGCGUUGGUCAGCCUCUGGGAUGUGGAUGAGCUAGUGUGUGUGAGGUGCUUCUCCAGGCUCGACUGGCCCGUGCGGACGUUGAGCUUUAGCCACGAUGGGAAGAUGCUGGCCUCGGCAUCAGAAGAUCACUUCAUUGACAUUGCCGAGGUGGAGACAGGAGAGAAGCUCUGGGAGGUGCAGUGUGAGUCCCCCACCUUCACAGUGGCCUGGCACCCGAAGAGGCCACUGCUGGCCUUUGCCUGUGACGACAAAGAUGGCAAAUACGACAGCAGCCGGGAGGCCGGCACUGUCAAGCUUUUUGGGCUCCCCAACGACUCCUGAUGAAGCUGCUGCACCCAGGGAGGCAACACCUGCCUGCCCUCGAGGGUGGGAGCUUAGGUAGCAGAGGUGGGCAAGGAGCUGGCUCAUCUCCUUGCCAGCCUGGCAGCACUGUGACCUCGGGUUCAGCUCGGUGUAUCCUGUUCUUGGGAGCUUUUAUAAACAGGCAGCUGUGUGCUGGGGAGAAUGGGGGGAUUCUGGCAGGAUCCCCCUCUGCCACCUCCUCUCUGGGGCGUGGGGGGCUUGUUCCAAAGGCAAGUGGCCAAAGAAAAUGAGUCACUGAAGGUGGCUGCUGAGGAGCCUCCCAUGGGAGGUACUCUGCUUUGACCAGGCUCCCCAGCAGUGACAAGAUACGUGACUGUCCCCUUGUCCCCAAAAGCCUGGUGGCAAGGGCAGCUCUGGGAGCACAACCUGCCUCUUCCCCUCCCAGACAUCCCAUGUCCCUUUCCUGCGCUGGGGCAAUGAGGGGAGGGUGGGGGGUUUGAACCUGUAGAUGUUUUACGAAAUAUUUGUGGUGUCUUUUUCUAAUUUUGAUAAAUCCUCUUCCUUAACGAAGGUGCCUGUGGCUAUUUGAAGGGAUAGCAGGGGGGUGGUGCGCUGCUCUCCCUUGCCCUGCCUCCUUCCCUCGGCCGUGGCGAGGCCGGGCAGAGGCGUCUGUCGGGGAUUGUCCCUCUUGUCGCCGCUCCGUGUCCCCGUCCUGCGCUGUCACCACGCCAGGGGGCACUGCGAACCCGCGGUGGGGACAGGGGACAGCGGGGACACGGUUCAGACGUGCAGGACGCUGCGGGUUCCACGGCCACCGGCCCCGGGCAGAGCCCUUCCCUGCCCUGUCCCCGCUGCCCAGGGGGGGCUGUGGGGAUUUCUCCCUGCCUGCACUGUGCCAGGUCACAGGGCACAGCCUGCCUGUGAUGGAGACCUUGCCUGUGAGAUCUCUGCUGUUCUCUACCCUCAUAUUUUCUUCUGACAGAAGCUUUUCUGGGUGAUUGCUCUGCUGAUGCUGCCUGGGUAACAGCUGAGCUCUUUGCUGGUAAAUGAUGGCACAUCAGGCAGAGCUGAGGCUGGCACCAAGCUGAAGCCUCCCGAGCCUGGGCACUGCCAGGGCCUUUGCCUCAGUGUGGGGCAUGAGGUGCACCAUGCCCACAGCCUCACGCUCCUCUCUUGGAGUGGUGGAAUGCUGUGACCCAUCAGAAACAGCCCUUGGACCCUUGGGUAUCCCCAGUCAUUCAGUGGGAGAAGUCCUGGAGUCAAGGGGAAUGGAGAGAAACCCUCAUGUCUGUGUCCCUCAUGUCUGUGGGACAUCCCUUUUGUCUUGUCCCCAACCCCAGAGAGGACAGAUGCCUGCGGAGUGGGAAGGCAGCAGGAAUGAGCAGGACUCUGGGAGCCACAUGUGGCUGCUUCCUGCACCUGUAGAGACCUGGCUGGGGGCCGUGUGUGAUGAGCUGCCAGAUUUCAGCCCUGAGGUUGGUGGGGUGAGGGAGCUGCCAUGGGGGCCCAGGAAAGCAAGGGAUGAGAAGAGGCCGGAGCAAUGUACAAAUCCCUUUAUUUUAUUAGUUCGUCAAAGACUAGUUCGAGCAGGAUGGUCACAGCAUGUCUGUGGGGCCCCGAGCUGCCCGCCACUCCCUGGAGGGCCCUGGCGAGCGGCUGGGGCCGUGGCUGAGGAAGCACAGGGAGGGGGAGCACGGUGUGGCAAGAGACGGGCCGGGAUGAGGGUGUGCCCCUGCCUCCCCCCUUGGGGUGCAAGCAGCGGCUCCUGGGCCAUCCCGGGGCGCUUGCCCGGGGAUCCCUUCCCAGGCCGGGGGACCCAUGUGUCCAGCGUCAGGUGAGGGCAGCCGGGCACUCCCAGCCCGGGACUGGCCCGGCAGCCCUCGGCCCCGCGCUGGCUUUAUUGCAGGGGCAGCGUGGGGGUCCCACAGCACGGCGAGGGGCGCCGCGGGUGACCCCGGGGACAGUGGGGACGCGGGGGUGGGAGUCUGAGCAGCGGACACGAGGACGCAUGGAGCGACGGGCACACCCUGGCACAGAGACACCAAUGCGAGAACGGGGGCCAGCGGGGCCGAGACACGGACGAGCGAGCGGCGGGGACGGGGGAGCGGGGCAGGGGGGCCCUGCCCCGCGCGUGCCUUUGUACACGGUCGGCGGAGCGCGGCGCCCGCUCCUCCCGGUGCUGAAGUAUUGCAGUCUAACUGAUAUGGCUUUAACUAUGGGGCCAGAGAUGCGGGGAGGGGGUCCCCUCCAACC